Trypanosoma theileri is the source of this 666-nucleotide messenger RNA. RefSeq names its product endosomal P24B protein. Gene Ontology annotation, biological process: endoplasmic reticulum to Golgi vesicle-mediated transport; intracellular protein transport; Golgi organization. Gene Ontology annotation, cellular component: COPII-coated ER to Golgi transport vesicle; endoplasmic reticulum; Golgi apparatus. The coding region runs from base 1 to 666 and encodes 221 amino acids. The record is from RefSeq and is a predicted model, not a curated record. Lineage: Eukaryota; Euglenozoa; Kinetoplastea; Trypanosomatida; Trypanosomatidae. The transcript has a single exon.
AUGCUAUUUCCUCGAGGUCCUAUUAUAUCCCCCUCUUCUUCUUCCUUUUCUUUUUCUUCUGUAUUUCUCUUCUUCUUACUCUUUACACUAUUCUUCUCAUUGGGAUUGGUGGAGGCGGUAUCUACUCGAUUAGAUGCCGGCGAUUCCUUAUGCCUGCAGGAACCCGUAACCCCGCAGAGUACAGUAACAUUUCAAUUCCAAGUAACAAAUAAAGGUAAGAACGAUAAUGGUAUUUUAGUGGUCCUCACAGAUCAGGAUGGAAACGAAAUUCAUCAUUGGGAAAAUGCCAUGGAAGGCAUAUAUGAAGUUCAUGCACAGAAUGGAAUACGUUUGUUAAAUGCCUGUUUGGAGAAUAUACAUUCCUUCUACAGUCACACUAUGGUGGAUUUUCACUUUCGUUAUCAUGUGGAUUACAGUACAGUGGCGAAGGUGUCGGAACUCGAUCCCAUUGAACGCAGUGUGGAGUCGAUUGCGCGGAAUAUGCGAAGUGUGGAGGAAUUGCAAAUGCACCUGCGCACGCAACAGAAGGAACACCGGAAUACAGUGGAGGAGGCGAAUGAGCGAUUACUAUUAUGGAGUGUUUUUCAGGUUGUGGCUCUUGUUGGUAUGAGUAUCUUUCAGCUCUACUUUCUCAAGCGAUUCUUAGAGCGGAAGUCAUUCGUGUAA